Andrographis paniculata is the source of this 1231-nucleotide messenger RNA. RefSeq names its product beta-1,4-xylosyltransferase IRX9. The record is from RefSeq and is a predicted model, not a curated record. Lineage: Eukaryota; Viridiplantae; Streptophyta; Magnoliopsida; Lamiales; Acanthaceae. Gene Ontology annotation, cellular component: Golgi membrane. Gene Ontology annotation, molecular function: galactosylgalactosylxylosylprotein 3-beta-glucuronosyltransferase activity; xylosyltransferase activity. The transcript is spliced from 3 exons. The coding region runs from base 1 to 1044 and encodes 347 amino acids. Gene Ontology annotation, biological process: glucuronoxylan biosynthetic process; plant-type secondary cell wall biogenesis.
AUGGGAUCGCAGGAGAGAUCGAAGAAGAAGGUACACUUGUGGAAGAAAGCCAUAGUUCAUUUUUUGUUGUGCUUUGUUAUGGGUUUCUUCACAGGUUUUGCGCCGACGGGCAAGUCGUCGAUAUUCUCGAGCCAUGUGACAAUGUCCCUCUCGGCCAGCCAGCCGGUGGAAGUCUUUCAUCAGCCAAGGACUGAAAACUUCAACCGAAGUUUGUUGGAUGAUUCGGAGCCUGUUUCCGGGAAAAGCCAUGGUGUAAAAGGAGCAGUGAUUCGGAAAGACGACGACCACGACGAAGAAGACGAGGAUAAACAACAGCAAAAAGGGAGUGAGGAUUUGUCUGCGAGACGACUAGUGAUCGUUGUUACGCCGACAAGUACCAAGGACAAGCUUCGAACAGUGCUGUUGAGGAGGCUGGCGAACACGUUGAAGUUAGUGGCUCCGCCGCUGCUGUGGAUCGUGAUCGAGCAGAAAUCCGAUGGCUCCCGAGUCUCGGAGAUCCUGCGGAGAACCGGGAUCAUGUACAGACACGUCGUAUUCGGCGAGAAUUUCACCGACGCGAGUUCGGAAAUGGAUCAUCAGAGGAACAUUGCGCUGAAUCACAUCGAGCACCACCGCCUCAGCGGGAUAGUUCACUUUGCAGGGCUAUCCAAUGUUUACGAUCUCAGUUUCUUCGACGAGAUCAGAGCCGUCGAGGCGUUUGGGACAUGGCCAAUGGCGAGAUUAUCGGCAAACAGGAAGAGGGUUGUAAUAGAAGGACCGGUGUGCGAUUCUUCCGAAGUAUUGGGAUGGCAUUUGAAGAGAAGGAAAAAUUCGACAGGCGCGGAUGCCACAACGCCUCGUCGCAUCCAUAUAUCGAGCUUUGCGUUCAAUAGCUCCAUUCUUUGGGAUCCCGAGAGAUGGGGCCGGACAUCGUCUGCUCAAGACACUUCCCAGAGUUCGCUGAAGUUUUUAAGAGAAGGAGUUCUUGAAGAAGAAUCGAAGCUGAAGGGAAUUCCUGCAGAGGGUUGCUCUAAAGUUCUGCUAUGGGAUCUCAAUAUUUCUUAGAUUUUACAAAAAUAUUAUAUAUAGAAAGAAGAGAAUUGAUUCAUUACAUUAAAUUUUAGGAUAUUUUAGCAAAAAUUAAUAAUAUGGUAACAAAAUUUGUAUAAUUUUCAAUGUUGUAAACUUAUAAUUUUGUAAUGUGGAUUGUAAAUGAUCAUAUUGUUUGCAAUAUUCGAAAUUCAAUUUUAUA